Messenger RNA from Gossypium arboreum, 9727 nucleotides. RefSeq names its product protein NETWORKED 1D. Gene Ontology annotation, molecular function: actin filament binding. Bases 832 to 9486 code for a protein of 2884 amino acids. NCBI's taxonomy places the organism in Eukaryota, Viridiplantae, Streptophyta, Magnoliopsida, Malvales, Malvaceae. Gene Ontology annotation, cellular component: plasma membrane. The transcript is spliced from 5 exons. The record is from RefSeq and is a predicted model, not a curated record.
UUAAUAAAAAAUGAUAAUAGAAAUGGAAAUUUUGUAUUAAAAAAAAAAAGUAAGAGAAAGAGAGUUAAAACUCCGGUCUAAGGAACAACACUACACGAGGAGGAACAGCAUUAUUUCUUGAAACCUUCAAGGCCAAACUCCCAAGUCUCCCAAGGGACAAGUCUGUCAUUUUACUUUCACAAAAUCUCUGUGUUUUUUUUUUAAUCGAAUAUACGCAAGGAAUACGAAGUAAACACAUAAAAACGGAUUUUUAGUCAUUUUAAGACUUGUUGAUUUCUUUGUUUUGUUAGGUGCUUCACUGUUUUUAAUGGGUAUUCAUUUUUGUCUCCUGCCCCUCUGUUUUUGUUUUCUUCCCCCCCCCCAUUGACAUGUUUUUCACAUAGCACCAAAACCCAGCACUGAAAAAGGCAACCACAAACAGCUGACAAAGAGAAAGUAAAGGAGAGUUGCACCAUUGAAAGAUCAUUCAAAGAAAUGGGUUGAGAAUCGAAAAUGCCAAACCCCAGCAGCUAAUAAUCAAAACCCAGAAUUCAUUUCGUCUUUUUGUUAUACAGAUUCUAUGGUUACUUGUGAGGCAAUAGUUACCAGUAAUUACUUGCUUUGUUUCAUAUGUAUUUGGACCGUUGGAUUCUCUUGAUCAGGAAUUAAGCACGGGUACUGACUGUGACAUUUGAAGACUUGCAUAUUGUUUCUUAAAAUCGAAAAUGGUUGCUUUGUUUUCAUAAAAAAAACUGGUUUUCUUCUGAUCCAUCACCUCGUUUUUGGAAUCAAGAGUUGUAAACCGUAAUCUGUGGUUGGAAUAAGGAGGUGGUGGUGUUGAGUACUUAAGCCAUGGCAACUGUGAAGCACGCGGAUUCUAAAGGCAUGUAUUCAUGGUGGUGGAACAGCCACAUAAGCCCUAAAAAUUCAAAAUGGCUUCAGGAGAAUCUCACAGACAUGGAUGCUAAAGUCAAGCAAAUGAUCAAACUCAUUGAAGAAGAUGCUGAUUCCUUUGCUAGGCGAGCAGAGAUGUAUUACAAGAAACGCCCAGAGUUAAUGAAAUUGGUAGAAGAGUUUUAUCGUGCAUACCGUGCAUUGGCUGAAAGAUAUGAUCAUGCUACCGGGGUGCUUCGUCAGGCUCAUCAGACCAUGACAGAAGCAUUUCCAAAUCAAGUUCCCAUCGCAUUUGCAGAUGACUCACCUGGAGGUUCUGCUACUGAGGUUUACCCCCGAACACCUGAGAUGCCACCACCAGUAAGGGCACUAUUGGAGCCUGACGAGCUGCAGAAGGGUGCUUUGGGACUCUCUUCACAUGCUAUCAAGAGGAAUGGAGCUUUCACAGAAGGAUCCGAAUCUGUAACAAACAGGAAGGGUCUGAAACAAUUCCAUGACUUGUUUGGUUCUGAAGAAUCUACAAACCGUGUGAAGUUUAUGGAAGGUAGGGCAAGAAAAGGCCUUAACUUUCAUGAUAGCGGGGAGAAAAAACAAAGUCUCCCAAACAAUGGGGGCCCUGAUCUUAGGGCUCGAGUCCCUUCCGAAUCUGAGAGAGUGACUAAAGCUGAAAUGGAAAUUUCCACCUUGAAGAAUGCUCUUUCUAAAUUAGAAGCUGAAAAAGAAGCUGGCCUACUAGAGUACCAGCAGAGUUUGGAGAGAUUGUCUAGUCUAGAGAGAGAAGCCUCUCAUGCACAAGAAGAUUCCUGGGGACUUAAUGAACGAGUAAGUCAAGCUGAAGCUGAAGUUCAGACUUUGAAGGAUGCCCUCACCAAAGCAGAGGCUGAAAGGGACGCAAAUCUUGUUCAAUACCAACAGUGCUUGGAAAAAGUAAAUAAUCUUGAGAAUAGUAUUUCUCAUGUGCAAAAGGAUGCUGGAGAACUGAAUCAGCGAGCUAGUAAAGCUGAAACUGAAGCCCAAGCCUUAAAGCAGGAUAUUGCCCGAGUAGAAGCUGAAAAGGAGGAUGCUCUUGCCCGUUACAAGCAGUGUUCAGAGACAAUAAUCAAUCUGGAAGAAAAGUUAUUGAAUGCUGAACAAAGUUUCAGAAGGAUGACUGAACGAGCAGAGAAAGCUGAAAGUGAACUUGAAACUUUAAAACAAGUAGUUUUUGAGCUCACCAAAGAUAAGGAAGUAGCUGAGCUUCAGUACCAGCGGUGCUUAGAGACAAUUUCUAGCCUGGAACACAAACUUGCUUGUGCUCAGGAGGAGGCUCAAAGGCUCAACAGUAAGAUAGAUGAUGGGGCUGCAAGCUUAAAAGGUGCUGAAGAAAGGUGUAGUCUGUUGGAGAGGACCAAUCAGAGUCUGCAUACUGAAUUGGAGUCUUUGGUGCAGAAGGUGGGGGAUCAAAGUCAAGAACUAACAGAGAAGCAGAGGGAGUUGGGGGGACUUUGGACUUCCCUACAAGAGGAGCGCUUGAGGUUCAUGGAGGCUGAAACAGCAUUUCAAACUCUUCAGCAUCUGCACUCUCUAUCUCAAGAAGAACUCAGAUCACUGGCGAUGGAGCUUGAGAAUAGGGCUCAAAUCUUACAGGUCACUGAAACUUGUAAGCGGAAUUUAGAGGAAGAACUACAGAGGGUCAAGGAGGAGAACAAGGGCCUGAAUGAACUCAAUUUAAGUUCAGUAAUGUCCAUCAAGAAUUUGCAAGAUGAGAUCUUAAGCUUAAGGGAGGCUAUAGCUAAACUUGAAGCAGAAGUUGCACUUAGAGUGGAUCAAAGAAAUGCACUUCAGCAAGAAAUUUACUGUUUGAAAGAGGAACUCAAUGCCUUUAGCAAGAGACACCAAGAUAUGACAGGGCACUUGGAGUCAGUUGGCUUAAAUCCAGAAACCUUUGCAUCAACUGUGAAGGAAUUACAGGAUGAGAACACAGAGCUAAAAUAUGCCUGUGAAAGAGACAGAAAUGAAAAGGUGGAUCUCCUAGGGAAGUUGAAAACAAUGGAGAAACUUAUUGAGAAAAAUGCCCUUUUAGAGAAUUCAUUGUCAGAUUUGAAUGUCAUGCUAGAAAGCGUUCAUGGGAGAGUAAAGGCAUUGGAAGAAUCCUGUCAAUCUCUUUUGACAGAGAAAUCCACACUUGCUGCUGAGAAGGACGCACUUAUCUCUCGGUUACAGAUUGCAACUGAGAAUCUGGGGAAGCUUUCAGAGAAGAAUAACGUGCUGGAGAAUUCCCUUUUUGAUGCACAUGCUGAACUUGGAGGAUUGAGGGUAAAGGUAAUGAGCUUAGAAAACUCAUGCCUGCUGCUUGGUGAUGAGAAGUCUGCCCUGAUAAGACAAAGAGAAGGCUUGAUUUCUGAGUUGAGUAUCAGUCAGGAAAGGUUGGAAGAUUCGGAAAAAAGAUAUCAGGGUUUAGAAGAAAAAUACAUGGGCCUGGAGAAAGAGAGAGAAUUAACACUUAGUGAAGUAGAAGAGCUACAAAAGUCACUAGAUGUGGAAAAGCAAGAAUAUGCCAGUUUCAUGCAGUUGAAUGAAACCCGAGUUACUGCUAUGGAAUCUCAGAUCAGUUUUCUACAAGGGGAAAGUCUGUGCAGAAAGAAAGAAUAUGAAGAGGAACUGGACAGGUCCAUGAAUGCUCAUGUAGAAACCUUCAUCUUGCAGAAAUGUGCACAAGAUAUGGAAGAGAAGAAUUUAUCCCUAUUGUUUGAGUGUAGGAAACUCCUGGAAGCCUCCAAUUUUUCUGAAAAACUUAUCUCUGAAUUGGAGCUCAGAAAUUCCAAAAAAGAGAUGGAGAUAAAAUCCUUAUUUGAUCGAAUUACUAUACUGAGGAUGGGGCUUUAUCAAAUGCUGAAGGCUCUUGAAAUUGAUGUCCAUGGUUAUGAUGAUAAGAUCAAACAAGACCAAUUAGUCCUUGACUGUAUAUUUGGAGGGAUCCAAAAGAUGAAGAACUCACAUUUAAAGUCUCUGGAUGAUAAUCAGCAAUUCAUAAUUGAGAAUUCAGUUCUUAUUGGAUUGCUUGGGCAACUGAAACUUGAGGCAGAAAAUCUUGCUACAGAGAAGAACUCACUGCACCAGGAGUUGAAGGUUCAGUUCGAGAAGUUCUCAGAAUUGGAGACUUCCCUUUUUAAUACAAAUGCUGAACUUGAAAUAUCAAGAGCAAAACUUAAGAGCUUAGAAAGUUCAUGCCUGCUGCUUGGUGAAGAGAAGUCUGGCCUGCUAACACAGAGAGAAGGUUUGAUAUCUGAGUUGAAUGUCAGUCAGAAAAGGCUGGAAGAUUUGGAGGAAAGAUAUCAGGGAUUAGAGGAAAAAUAUGUGGGUCUGGAGAAAGUGAGAGAAUCAACACUUUGUGAAGUAGAAGAGCUACAAAAGUCACUAGAUGCGGAAAAGCAAGAACAUGCUAGAUUUGUGAAGUCGAAUGAAGUCCGAGUCACUUCUAUGGAAUCUCAAAUCCAUUUUCUACAAGGAGAAAGUCUAUGCAGGAAGAAAGAAUAUGAGAAGGAACUGGACAAGGCCAUGAAUGCUCAUGUAGAAACCUUCAUUUUGCAGAGAUGUGCACAAGAUCUCGAAGUGAAGAAUUUAUCCCUAUUGCGUGAGUGUAGCAAACUCUUGGAAGCCUCCAGAUUAUCCAAAAAACUUAUCUCUGAGUUGGAGCUUGGAAAUUCCCAAAAACAGGUGGAGAUAGAAUCCUUAUCUGAUCAAAUCACUUUACUGAGGAUGGGGCUCUAUCAGAUGUUGAGGAUUCUUGGUUUUGAUGGUAUCCAUGGUUAUGAUGAUACAAUCAAACAAGAUCAAUCAGUACUUGACUGUAUAUCAGGCAGGCUCCAAAAGAUGCAAAAUUCACUUCUAAAGUCUCUGGACGAAAAUCAGCAGUUCAUAAUUGAGAAUUCAGUUCUUAUUGGAUUGCUUGGGCAACUGGAACUAGAGGCUGAAAAUCUUGCAACAGAAAAUAAUUCACUGCAUCAGGAGCUGAAGGUUCAGUCCGAGCAAUUUUCAGAAGUGAAGAAUCAUCUUUGUGAUGCAAAUGCUGAAGUUGAAGGUUUGAAGGAAAAAUUAAAGAGCUUAGAAAUUUCAUACCAGCUGCUUGGUGAUGAGAAGUUUGGUCUGCUAACACAGAGAGAAGGUUUGACUUCUGAGUUGAAUGUCAGCCAGAAAAGGCUGAAAGAUUUGGAAAAACGAUAUCAGGAAUUAGAAGAAAAAUAUGUGGGUUUGGAGAAAGAGAGAGAAUCAGCACUUCAUGGAGUACAAAAGCUACAAAAGUCAUUGGAUGCUGAAAUGGAAGAACAUGCUAGUUUUGUGAAGUUGAAUGAAACCCGAGUUACUUCUAUGGUAUCUCAGAUCCAUUUUCUACAAGGGGAACUUGACAAGGCCAUGGAUGCUCAUGUAGAAACCUUCGUUUUGCAGAGAUGUGCACGAGAUCUGGAAGAGAAUAAUUUAUCCCUAUUGCUUGAGUGUAGGAAGCUCUUGGAAGCGUUGAAAUUGUCUGAAAUACUUAUCUCUGAAUUGGAGCUAGGAAAUUCCAGAAAACAGAUGGAGAUAAAAUCCUUAUUUGAUCUAAUUACCAUCUUGAGGAUGGGGCUUAAUCAGAUGUUGAGGACUCUUGGGAUUGAUGCUAUCCAUAGUUAUGAUGACAUGAUCAAACAAGACCAAUCUGUUCUUGACUGUAUAUUUGGCAGACUCCAAAAGAUGCAAAAUUCACUUUUGAAGUCUCUGGAUGAAAAUCAGCAAAUCAUAAUUGAGAAUUCAGUUCUUAUUGGAUUGCUUGGGCAACUGAAGCUAGAGGCUGAAAAUCUUGCAACAGAAAAUAACUCACUGCAUCAGGAAUUGAAGGUUCAGUCUGAGCAGUUUUCAGAAGUGAAGAAUUAUCUUUGUGAUGCAAAUGCUGAAGUUGAAGGAUUGAGUACAAAAUUAAAGAGCUUAGAAAUUUCAUACCAGCUGCUUGGUGAUGAGAAGUCUGGUUUGCUAACACAGAGAGAAGGUUUGAUUUCUGAGUUGAAUAUCAGUCAGAAAAGGAUGGAAGAUUUGGAAAAUAGAUAUCAGGGAUUAGAAGAAAAGUAUGAGGUCCUGGAGAAAGAGAGAGAAUCAAUGCUUCAUGAAGUAGAAGAACUACAAAGGUCAUUAGAUGCUGAAAAGCAGCAACAUGCUAGUUUUGUGAAGUUGAAUGAAACCAGGGCUACUUCUAUGGAAUCUCAGAUCCAUUUCCUACAAGGAGAAAGUCUGCGCAUGAAAAAAGAAUACGAAGAGGAGCUAGAUAAGGCCAUGAAUGCUCAUGUAGAAACCUUCAUCUUGCAAAAAUGUGCACAAGAUCUGGAAGAGAAGAAUUUAUCCUUGGUGCUUGAGUGUAGGAACCUCUUGGAAGCCUCUAAAUUAUCAAAAGAACUUAUCUCAGAAUUGGAGCUUGGAAAUUCCAUAAAACAGACACAGAUAAAAGCCUUAUUUGAUCAAAUUUCUGUACUGAGGAUGGGGAUUUAUCAGAUGUUGAGGACUCUUGAAGUUGAUGCUAUCUGUGGUUAUGAUGAUACGAUCAAACAUGACCAAUCAGUUCUUGACUGUAUAUUUGGCAGGCUCCAAAAGAUGCAAAAUUCACUUCUAAUGUCUCUGGAUGAAAAUCAACAAUUCAUAAUUGAGAAUUCAGUUCUUAUUGUAAUUCUUAGGCAACUGAAACUAGAGGCUGAAAAUCUUGCAACUGAGAAUAGUUCACUACGUAUGGAGUCGAAGGUUCAGUGUGAGCAGAUUUCAGAACUUCAGAACAAAGCUGAAAAACUUGCAGAUAUGAAUGAAGAAUUGAGAUUAAAAGUGAUAGAGGGAGUUCAAAGAGAAGAAAGUUUGCGGACAGAAAUAGGGAGUGUUUGUGGGCAACUAUCAGAGUUGCAAAGGGCAUAUCAAAGUUCAAUUGAAGAGAACCACAAGGUGCUAGACGAGAAAAGGACUUUGAUGAAGGAAGUUUCAGAUUUGGGCAAGGAGAAACACAAUCUAGAAGAGGAAAAUUGUGCUGUCUUUGCCGAAGCAAUAUCUCAAAGUAACAUUGCUCUUAUUCUCAAGAACAUUAUUACUGAUAAUUUUGUGGAAAUAAAGCAUCUCAGUGCCAAUCUGGAUAAACUCAAAUGUUUCAAUGACGAUCUUGAGGGAAAACUGAGGAUAAUGGAGAUCAAGCUUGAAGAAACACAAAUGGUAAACUUACAUCUCAAGGAUACAGUGCAGAACUUGGAGAAUGGGCUAGUUUCAGUUAGAUCUGUUUGCAAUCAGUUAAAUGAUGAAGUUGUGAAGGGAAAGGAUCUAUUAUGCCUGAAGGAGAAGGAGUUUUUGGAAGCAGAGAAGAUGCUCAGUGCAACUCAAGAGGAGAGAAACCAACUGCAAAGGGCAUAUCAAAGUUCAGUUGAAGAGAACCACAAGGUGCUAGAUGAGAAAAGGACUUUGAUGAAGUUUGUUUCAGACUUGGGCAAGGAGAAACACAAUCUAGAAGAGGAAAACUGCGCUGUCUUUGCUGAAGCAGUAUCUCAAAGUAACAUUUCGUUUAUUCUCAAGGACAUUAUUACUGAUAAUUUUGUUGAAAUAAAGCAUCUCAUGGCCAAUCUGGAUAAACUCAAAUGUUCCAAUGAUGAUCUUGAGGGAAAACUGAGGAUAAUGGGGAUCAAGUUUGAAGAAACGCAAAUGGUAAACUCACAUCUCAAGGAUAAGGUGCAGAACUUGGAGAAUGAGCUAGUUUCAGUUAAAUCUGUUUGCAAUCAGUUAAAUGACGAAGUCGUGAAGGGAAAGGAUCUACUAUGCCAGAAGGAGAAUGAGCUUCUGGAAGCAGGGCAGCUGCUCAGUGCAACUCAAGAGGAGAGAACCCAACUGCAUGAAGUUGUGGAGGAUCUGAAGACUAAAUAUGUGGAAGUCAAGCUGAUAGGAGAAGAUCAAAAGAAGCAAAUUCUGAAACUCUCUGGAGACUAUGAUAUUCAAAACAAGGAGAUUGAAAGCAUUCGUCAGGCUAAUCAGAGUUUUGAGGCUGAGUUAUCAAAAUUGCAUGAAGAACUUGAAGAAUGGAAAUGUAGGGAAGAGAGUUUGUGUGUUGAACUACAAAAGGGAAGAAAUGAGGUUGAACUUUGGGAGACUCAAGCUACUGCAUUGUUUGAUGAGCUACAGAUUUCUACUGUCCGUGGAGCAUUGCUUGAGGAGAAGGCUUGUGAGCUCAGUGCAGAAUGUGAAGUCCUUGAAAGUAGAAGCAAGUCCAAUGCUAUGGAAGCAGAAGAGCUGGAAAAAAGUGUUAGAAUCUUGGAAUGUGAGAAUGGAGGACUUAAAGCUCAGUUGGCAGUAUAUGUUCCAGCUGUUGUUUCUCUCUCGGACAGUGUGACAUCUUUGGAGAGUCGAACUCUCUUGAAUCCUAAACUUACCACAGAUCAGAACCAAGUAAAGAACGCCACUCCGGGGACUGACUUGCAUGCUGAUAACUGUCAACAAACAAAUGAAGUUCAAAUUGCCACAGUUCCAGAUGGUUGUUCUGACUUGCAGGGUAUCAACAUGAGAAUUAAAGCUAUUGAAAAAGCAGUGUUGGAAAUGGAAAAGCUUGCAAUGACGGAAAACUUAAAUCUCAGUUCCAAACUAGAGACUGCUAUGAAGCAGAUUGAAGAUUUAAGAAAUGGAAGCAGCUCAGGUCAAGAAAAUGUUGGAGAAAAGAGGCAUGUGAAUGAUAAACAAGGACUGGAACAUGGCCAGGGACUCGGUAACAAUGUCAAAACGCAGAGACUAAUACCUGAAAUCAUUGAAGAGGACAAUGAGAUGAUGACAAAAGAUAUUAUGCUUGACCAGAUAUCUGAGUGCUCAUCUCAUGGGUUAAGCCGGAGAGAAACUUCAGAGGCUGAUGAUCAGAUGCUUGGGUUGUGGGAAGCCAGUGACCGUGAUGGUACAAUUGAUUUGAGUGGUGAUAAGGCCCAGAAGAUUGUCACGGGACCAUCUGACCAUCAACAAAUUGAUACAGUAAAGGUACACAAGGGCAGUCAGCACUCUACGAAAUCUCAUGUCAAGGAGUUGGGUGUAGAUAAAGAGAAAUCUAAGAGAUUUACAGAGCCAAACCAAGAAGAAAAGAAGAGGAAGAUUUUAGAAAGACUUGAUUCUGAUGCUCAAAAGUUGGCUAAUCUUCAGAUAACUGUGCAGGACCUGAAGAGGAAGGUAGAGAUAACUGAGAAGGGCAAAAAGGGGAAAGGAAUUGAGUAUGGUACGGUAAAAGAGCAGCUAGAAGAAGCUGAGGAAGCUAUCACGAAACUAUCUGAUUUUAAUCGCAAAUUGAUAGUGCAUGCUGGAGACCCUUCACGGUCCCUUCUUGAUGGGAAACCUGCAAUAGAUUCAGAUGGGAGCGGAAGUGGUAGGAGGCAGGGAAUAUCAGAACAAGCUCGAAAAGGGUCAGAAAAGAUUGGGCGCUUGCAGUUGGAGGUGCAGAAAAUUCAAUUUCUCUUAUUGAAGCUUGACGAUGAAAAAGAAAGUAGAGGUCGAACCAAAAUCACCGAACACAAAACAACUGUUUUAUUGCGAGACUAUCUUUACGGUGGUGUAAGAAACAUCAAGAAGAGGAAGAACUCACCCUUUUGUGCAUGCGUGCGACCCCAAACUAAAUGAGAUCGAGGCAAUUAAUCAUGGGCACAUAAUCAGUGUAGUUUACCAAUAAUGAGACUAGUUGCAUUGUCAAUAAAGUUCACCUUCCUAGUUUUGCAUUUCACAUAUUUAAUGUCUUAGAGAAGCUUUCAUCUUCUUUAGUUUCGAGAUCCUGCUGUAUAUUUCAGGCACAUCAAAGUGAAAAGAAGCUGCACUUUUAUAGCCUAAAAACUUCCUUUUAUUUAUAAAUUUACCUUGGUAUAAA